UGUUGUGAUAAACUUAUUAAAUAGAGAUACAAUUGCUAUCCACAAAUAUUGCGAGACUUAAGUUGAACAGAAUAAUGUAUGCCCUUAGUGGAAUUGCUGCAUUGUUUUUGGUGUUCUUCUUCUUCACCGGGGAAGCAAAAUCAAAGGGCCCUCUUGUAACUAAGAAGGUUUUCUUCGAUGUCCAAAUCGGAGACAAGGACAUUGGAAGGAUUGAAAUCGGCCUUUUUGGAAAAACUGUUCCGAAGACAGUUGAAAAUUUUGUGCAACUAGCUCAGAAAGAGAAGCCAGAAGGUUACAAGGGUAGUGUUUUCCACCGCGUAAUCAAAGAUUUCAUGAUUCAAGGCGGUGACUUCACCAGAGGAGAUGGAACUGGAGGUAAAAGCAUCUACGGCAACAAGUUCGAGGAUGAGAACUUCAAGCUGAAGCACAAGGGACCCAUGUACCUGUCGAUGGCCAAUGCAGGCAAGGACACCAACGGUAGUCAGUUCUUCAUCACCACUGUCAAGACUGCUUGGCUCGAUGGCAAGCACGUCGUAUUCGGAAAAGUGACAAAAGGAGAGGAUGUUGUGCGAGCAAUUGAAAAUACCCCUGUGUCCGGAAGUUCGCCCAAGGAGACAGUGACAAUCAAGGACUGCGGAGUCCUAGAGGUUACUGAAGAGUUCAACGUCGAGGACUGAACAGCUGGGCUAUACUCGAGAUAUGAAGAAGGAGAGUAAGCUUGAAGUAGUAAAUUACUCCUGAAAAACUCCUGCUUGAAGAAGUACAAUACUUUACUGUAACGAAGUAAUGGACUCAUUUUAUUGAUGAUUUUAAAACGUAAAAAACAAUAGUAUAUUGUGAGUGCUAAAUAUAUUUGCUAGUACUAUUUUUGGGAUGAUUAAAAGUGCCUAAAAUAUUUAUUAUAACGUCUAUUUUGUAAAUACUGAUAAGAGCGGCCCACUUUAAGUUUUAUUUAAUGUAAUAUUUGGAGUGUUAUAAUUCUUUGAGUAUACUGUAUUUGAGCGGGUGAGCAUUUAUGUAUACUUAUUUUAUGGAAUUCAGUUUCGUGUGUUUUUA
Molecule: messenger RNA, 1056 nt
Organism: Symsagittifera roscoffensis
Lineage: Eukaryota; Metazoa; Xenacoelomorpha; Acoela; Convolutidae
Product: peptidyl-prolyl cis-trans isomerase B-like
Exons: 7
Coding region: 75-677 (200 amino acids)
Biological process (GO): protein peptidyl-prolyl isomerization; protein folding
Molecular function (GO): peptidyl-prolyl cis-trans isomerase activity
Source: RefSeq, a predicted model, not a curated record